Medioppia subpectinata is the source of this 1442-nucleotide messenger RNA. The record is from the annotation of a GenBank genome assembly. Lineage: Eukaryota; Metazoa; Arthropoda; Arachnida; Sarcoptiformes; Oppiidae.
AUGCUAAACGUUUGUCUGGUUUGUAAUGCAUUGGACGACGAGAUUGUGUCACUUCCGGGCCUUUCAAAGCAAAUCCAAUUCAAACAAUAUUCCGGUUAUUUGAAUGCCUCGAAGGGAAGGCAUUAUUUCUAUUGGUUUUUUGAAUGUGAAAAAGACCCGCAAAAUGCACCGGUAGUCCUAUGGCUACAGGGAGGCCCGGGUGGCAGUUCACUGUUUGGUAUGUCCACUGAAAACGGACCCUUCAGAUUCAAUCAAAAUGGUAAAACUGUUGAAUUGGCCGAACAUAGUUGGAAUUCAGUGGCAAACGUCUUAUACCUGGAGUCGCCGUCGGGAACGGGAUUUAGUUAUGACGACAAUAAUAACUAUACAAACACUGAUGAGUCGACUGCUUUGGAUAACUAUUUAUCUCUCGAAAGUUUUUUCGUAAAAUUCCCACAAUUUAAGAAAAACGAGUUUUACAUCACAGGCGAGAGUUAUGCCGGCGUUUAUAUACCAAUGUUAGCCACAAAUAUAUAUCAACACAACUCUACAAUCAAUUUAAAGGGUGUAGCCAUAGGGAAUGGACUGUUAUUAGAUAAACAGGGUCAAAUAAGUUUUAAUCAGUCCAGCUAUGACUAUGCUUUAGCGCACGGAUUGAUAACAACGGAUGCCUACGAGAAAAAGAUUGAGAGUUGCUGUGAGUGUACCGCAGCGCACGGAUUGAUAACAACGGAUGCCUACGAGAAAAAGAUUGAGAGUUGCUGUGAGUGUACCGCAGGUGCGGUUCAACACGAGUGCGAUUUUAGUAAAGCACCCAAUAUAACCAAGUGCAAGUCAGUACAGGUAGACACUAUGCGACUAAACAAUCCGUACAAUAUCUACGACGACUGUCCCUUAGAUACCAACGCUCGGCAGGUGUUUGACACGUAUUUUAGGCCCGCAUUCAAACGGAUUGGCAUUAAUUAUAGGCUUAAGCCAAACAACGGGGUAAACGCGGGGCCGGAAUGCGUUAAAUACGGUACGACUACAUACAUGAACACCAAUGCCGUCCAAAAGGCUCUACAUGUGAGACCGGGUAGCAAACGGUGGGCACCUAUUGGCGGCCCCUAUGAUAGGACACACGCCGGGACACCACAGGCGGAAACUGUUAAGCAAUUGAUAAACACAUAUAACAUACCAAAACUGAUUGUAUAUAACGGAGACUUCGAUACGGUUUGCAAUUUUAUUGGCAAUCAGAGGUUUGUGACGGGUCUGGGCUUUCAAACGGCCGGUCAUUACAGGGAGUGGACAGUCGACGGCACCAGUGAUGGAGUGAUCGGAGGUUUUGUACAGAACUACGAAAAAGGAUUAAGUUUUGUGUUGGUUAGAGGGGCCGGACAUAUGGUGCCGAGCAAUAAACCUGAGGCCGGACUGCAACUACUCAAAGGAUUGUUGGGAUUAUCAAAACUAUAAUUAUUUAUAAA